Messenger RNA from Hirsutella rhossiliensis, 774 nucleotides. RefSeq names its product frag1/DRAM/Sfk1 family domain-containing protein. Bases 1 to 774 code for a protein of 257 amino acids. The record is from RefSeq and is a predicted model, not a curated record. The transcript is spliced from 3 exons. NCBI's taxonomy places the organism in Eukaryota, Fungi, Ascomycota, Sordariomycetes, Hypocreales, Ophiocordycipitaceae.
AUGACUCCUGUCGACUUUACCUCCUUUUUUCCCAUGUCCAGGGCGUGCCAUCGCCUCCACUACUUCCCCAUCGUCGCCAGCGUCUCAUGGUUCAGCACCUUGACCAUUCUGCUGCUUCGCUGGCUCUCGCUCGGCAGGCCGCGGUAUCCUGGCCAGAUCAAUCCGCGGGUCCCCUUCAUCAGCGACAUGGCGGCGCAUCAGUUCAAGCCUGUCUUCAUCACCGGCUGCACUCUCACGUCGGUGUGCUUUGUCGGGACAGUUGCUGCGGUACAUCACGUCCGGUAUUCGCCUCGGUUUUACGGACUCGUCGACGAUGCAUGGUGGAGAAAGGCUGUCGGUCUUGUCGCGCUGGUGUCGGGGCUGGGCGCCGUGGCAUGCCUCUUGCUCCUCAGCAUCUUUGACAUUCUCGGAGAGCAGACCACGCACUGGCUUCUCCUGCUUGGCUCCUUUGGCGGCCUGGGCCUGAGUGCGCACACGACCGAGAUUGUGUGGUGGGAUCAGACGUGGAAGUCGUCGCCCUUUGCCGGUCUGCGCAAAUGGUGUGUUGUGAAUAAUGUGCUUGUAGCCUGCGUCACCGGUGUCGGUGUCUCAUUCCUCGUGCUCUUAUACACGGACAACUACGGCCGAGCGGGCAUUAUGGAAUGGACAAUUACGUACUUGGGGUCGAUUUGGCCGGCCACCUUUACCGGCUACGUUAGAUUCCGGGAUGACGAUGGCACCGUCUUGAGGCCAGAGGCGGACGCUGAGCGACUGCCGUUGCUAACCGAGACCUAA